AUGAGCCCUUUUGAUUCAGUGUCCAUACCAGCUAGUAUGGACAGCAUGUCUUCUGGUGUUGUUCUGCCCUCUUUUGAAGGGUAUCGCGAGCUAGAUAGGGUCGAAUCGGAGGCUUCCAGCAAAGAUGAUCAUAAGGGAAACCAAGAAACUCCUCAGUCGCCCGCGGCUAAGAGUGCCCUAUGGCAAGGUACCCCUUUACCACCUGGGUGGGUUUGGUCCCCGUUAGGAACAGUUUUGAGGUUCCUACCGGAGGCUGCUGUGACUACACAGCCUAUGAGACCAGCGCAGAUGUCGCUCUUAAGCAUACCUAUGCCGGAACCCGGGUCUUCAGGAACCCCCUAUUUCGAGGGCAAGGGUGUGACGGAGACCAUCAAACGGUUUGAAAAGAUGGCGAAGCAAAAAGGAAUCACCGACACAACGUUACUCGGUGAAUGA
Messenger RNA from Penicillium taxi, 435 nucleotides. RefSeq lists its product as uncharacterized. The coding region runs from base 1 to 435 and encodes 144 amino acids. The transcript has a single exon. Lineage: Eukaryota; Fungi; Ascomycota; Eurotiomycetes; Eurotiales; Aspergillaceae. The record is from RefSeq and is a predicted model, not a curated record.